AUUGUUUGACUUUAGCGCGAUGCUAGCCACUAGAAGCGCCGAGGAUGAGUCCCCGGAGGUGGAGGAGAUGGACACCCUGGAGCCCAACUGGUGCUGGUUCUACCUGGCCGAGUGCGGGGUGUGGCACAUGUUUGAGAUCGACCCGAGCGCCGCCUGCUCCGUGACCAGCGCUCAGAUCGAGCAGUGCUACAACCGGAACCAGCGCGGCGUCAUGGAGUUCUACACGGCCAAGUACACGUACCGGCUGGACUUCUCGGUCAUGCGGCAGGUCAACCUGACGACGGGGAAGCAGCGGCCGAUCAAGCGCUCCCUCCACUCGGCGACCGGUUUCAGGUUCAUUUGCGACAACCUGGCCUUGCCUGUGCCGUGCCACUGGGAGAGGAUCAACACGGAUGAGCCCUAUCAGCUGGUCCAGCUGGGCCGAGACACCUACGAGUUUAAAGAAGUGGCCCGGCUUUAUGAAAGGACCAUGGAUCGACCCAUCAAAUCCAUCCAGAGGAUCCAGAACUUGGACUUGUGGGAGUUCUUCUGCAGGAAGAAAACGCAGCUGAGAAAGUUGAAGCGCACUCUGGACAUUGAGGAGCGGAUGCUUUUCCAUGGCACGGGACACAACAACAUCCAGGCCAUAUGCAUGUUCAACUUUGACUGGCGGCUCACGGGAAGCAACGGCGACGUCUACGGCAAAGGGAGCUACUUCGCCCGCGACGCCAAGUACUCCAGUAAGUUCUGCCACAACACGGGCAAGCACAACAGCAACCUGCAGCGGCACGGGCUGGCGCCGCCCAUCUUCGCCAGCGAGCCGUCGUACAAGAGCAUGUUCCUGGCGCGGGUGCUGGUGGGCGAGUACACGCUGGGCCACCCACUGUACUGCCGCCCGCCAUCCAAAGACACCAGCCUCACCAACUUCUUCGACAGCUGCGUGGACGACACGGCCAACCCUAAAAUCUACGUCAUCUUCGACAGCAACCAGAUCUACCCUGAGUACCUGAUCGAGUUUUACUGAGAUUGCGCGCGCUCCCUUUCCCAGCGGUUCAAGCAAUGUCAAGGUGAUCUUUGUGCCUAAGUCGAGCAUGAAUAAUCUCAAGUGCCUUUGAAGAGGACAAUGACAACUCUGUGAGCUUUUUUCCCCCCACCGCGCGUACACAUGGGACAUUGACACUAAAUAAGUCUACAAAAGAAAAACAACAAUGACACUUGAGACUUUGUCAUAAAUCUUGGUGGCUAUUUUGUGCAUAUAUAUCGACGCAGAACAUCCUCAUGGUCUCCACAUGUGUAGCACUGUCACGACAAGUAGACCGCAACACAGAAUGUCGCUUUGCAAUGUGUGCAUAACAAAUCUUCAGAUGUUACAUUUCUUUGUGCGUGUGUGUGUGUACAGUGCUGGUUCUCGUGUGGUGAGGAAUAAGAAGUGACUGAAUUCGCCACAAGGUGGUGCAAUAGUACACGUAUGGUUUCAGAGAAACUUUGUCAAUUUGAGUUAAGAAGUCUGUAAUUUGCACAUCGUGUGACUAAUAAACGUCUUUUGAUAUAGAACACCUUA
Molecule: messenger RNA, 1540 nt
Organism: Phyllopteryx taeniolatus (common seadragon)
Lineage: Eukaryota; Metazoa; Chordata; Actinopteri; Syngnathiformes; Syngnathidae
Product: protein mono-ADP-ribosyltransferase PARP11-like
Exons: 7
Coding region: 20-1003 (327 amino acids)
Molecular function (GO): NAD+ poly-ADP-ribosyltransferase activity
Source: RefSeq, a predicted model, not a curated record